AUGACUGAUUCUUUUGUUACACUACAAACGUCAUCCAGCACCGUUCAAGGGGUCCAGGAUGAGCGGUUUGGACGACCCGUCUGGCAUUUUCGGGGCAUUCCAUAUGGCCGCAUUCCGAAGAGAUUCCACAAACCGGAAUAUGAUGCGCUCCCGAGGGAACUAGAUGCGACAAAAUUUGGUCCGCAAUGUCCUCAGCCAAAAGUUGACGUUGGCCACCUCCUUCGUCUGCCGCGAAACGUGGAGAGUCCAACCAUUGAAGAAGACGAAUUCAACUGUUUGAACUUGAAUAUCUCUCGCCCAUCGAGCGCAGACAUAAAAGACAAAGGGCUUUUUCCAGUGCUCGUGUGGAUUCAUGGCGGCUCUCAAUGUGUGACAUUUGCAUCAGCUGCGAGCCCAGUGUGCGAUCCCACAAGGUUUGUGGCCGAAUCAGUCGACAACGAUAAGCCCAUUAUCGUUGUCACCUUCAACUACCGCCUCAAUAUCUUUGCCUUUGGGGAUGGUGUAGGAGAAAGGAAUCUCGCCCUCCAAGACCAAAAGCUGGCUCUCCAAUGGGUAUCGGAUAACAUUCAAGAUUUUGGCGGCGAUCCGAAGAAAAUUACACUUGCCGGUGAAAGCGCAGGUGCUGUAUAUGUCCACGCACAUGUGUUAUCCAAGACAGCCCCGAAAUCUGUCUACCAGGCCAUAUUGGCAUCAGGCUCUCUCCAUCUGUCGCCUCCCCAACCACUGGAAGUUGGACAGGGUCUUUUGAAACGGAUUAAAACCGAGCUGCAAGCCAGAGGGGACACAAUGCAUGACGGUAGUGCAGACUCGUUAGUCCAGGCGUUGAUCAACUGCGGAGUAACCUCUAUGUGGCUUCAGGAAGAACCCGACCUCGAUGAUUGGGAGAAUAGAACGGAAAACAUCGAUGGAAUUAUUAUAUCCGAUGUGGAAUAUGAGUCUGCUAUAUGGCGGAGUGGCGUUGACCUUCUGAAGACGGAAGAGAUUGUUGAAAUCAUCCGUGACUGCUCACAAGACGCCCCCAAGCUUAAAGAACUGUAUCAUAUCUACCCUGAACGGCCUGUUUCUUCUAGACUUGGAGUUCUCGACCUUAUCAACGACACAAGAUUCGCCCUUCCCGCAUUGGAGAUUAGCGAGAGAUGGCGCAGAAACAACAAGAGGGUUUACCAGUACAUAGUAGAUGAAGCCAACCCGUGGCAAGCAUCUAGUCGCGCUCAUCACGCCGUGGAUCUCAUCUUCUUAUUCGGUGGGAUCGAUCUGUCUUUCAAUCCUGGCGCCGAUAGAGUCGGGAAGGAGAUGCGUCAAGCGUGGAUGACAUUCAUGUAUGGGGGUAGUCCAUGGCCAGAAUCAUCUAUCCAGGCCUAUGGUCCAUACGGAAAUGUGGAGGAACUUGAUGUGCAAAAGUACAAGGCAAGGCGUCGAGUUCAUUGCUUUGACUAUUUACGGACAAUGGGGACCGCACAAUGCCGACUGUUGAGUGGUAGACUUGGGGCUGGCAGAGUCAGUUUAUUGAAUUGA
Fusarium falciforme is the source of this 1515-nucleotide messenger RNA. RefSeq names its product Carboxylic ester hydrolase. NCBI's taxonomy places the organism in Eukaryota, Fungi, Ascomycota, Sordariomycetes, Hypocreales, Nectriaceae. The record is from RefSeq and is a predicted model, not a curated record. The transcript is spliced from 6 exons. Bases 1 to 1515 code for a protein of 504 amino acids.